Messenger RNA from Prosopis cineraria, 509 nucleotides. RefSeq names its product small polypeptide DEVIL 4-like. Gene Ontology annotation, biological process: negative regulation of cell population proliferation. The record is from RefSeq and is a predicted model, not a curated record. Lineage: Eukaryota; Viridiplantae; Streptophyta; Magnoliopsida; Fabales; Fabaceae. The coding region runs from base 158 to 289 and encodes 43 amino acids. The transcript has a single exon.
AGGACCAUGUCACCUCCUUACCUUCCACUUGUAUAUAUAACACCCCAUCUCACAGCAAUUCUCAAACCAAUUCACACAAAGUUGAGAAUUUGAGCUCACCAGAAGUAAAGGAGAAAAUCCUUUUUCUGUUUCUGAGAAGGAAGAGUAGGUGAAGAUCAUGAAGGUGGCAAGUGGUAGCUCAAAGAGAAGGUUAUCAAACAGAGGACUUGGAGGAGCCCUCAGAGAGCAGAGAGCUCGUCUAUAUAUUAUAAGAAGGUGUGUAGUCAUGCUUCUCUGCUGGCAUGACUAGAAGUUCAAGCCUAGGUUAAGAAUGCUUUCCAUGGAUGUGAAAGCCUUUUUUUUUCCUAUUUAUUUUGGUUAUUUUUUUCUGAUUCAUGAUGGAGUGUAUAUAGAAAAAAAGCAAGAUAUUAUGUGAAAGGGGGACAAUUUUGUAAGGGCUUUCUGGCCUUCAGGGUGUAGCUUUAUGUACAUCGGAAUAGCAUGAAUACCGAAGUCCUUUUUACCAUUCA